Molecule: messenger RNA, 2592 nt
Organism: Sitophilus oryzae (rice weevil)
Lineage: Eukaryota; Metazoa; Arthropoda; Insecta; Coleoptera; Curculionidae
Product: xyloside xylosyltransferase 1-like
Exons: 3
Coding region: 164-1222 (352 amino acids)
Molecular function (GO): UDP-xylosyltransferase activity
Source: RefSeq, a predicted model, not a curated record
UGUCAAAUCAGAAAAUCAACAAAAACAAGUUGUAAAACAUUUUCUAAAAGUUAACUGAUUUGAAAAAAUCUCUUAUUUUCUGAAAUAACAAAGUAAUAAAACAGACUGUGCAAUUUUUUACUUUGAUGCAUUCAAAGGAAACGAAGAAUUACCAUGCAAUACGAUGAGGGCAUCCAGCAGGUUUUAUUUACUGAACUCGUUUGUAUUUGUUAUCGUCUGUUUUCUGCUAUAUUUCGUUGUGAUAACCAGAAGACUUGAAACAGAACAGUUAAAAAUAUCGGACGUUCUAUUCGAGCCCUCCAAAGAACAUAGUAAUGUUGAUUACAAUGUCUGGCUCAUUUUUACAAAGGUCACAAACAAAUCCACGCUCACCUUCAAAUUCCAGAAUCUCAUAUCGAAUCUCUUAAACGUAUCUACUGUGCCUUUAAAGUUUCAUAUUAUAGUAGAUGAAAAGUCUAAGACGAUUGCUAAAUAUAAACUAUCCGAAGUGGUAUACAGUUUAAAUAAAAGUUUGGUUUAUACAUUUUAUAAUGUACAAGAUUGUUCGACGAAACUGUCUGAUAUUGUUAAUGUUAUGACUCCAUUUUUUAGCUCUAGGCCAGGAACAUAUUUUAGUGAUGCACUAUUUUAUAUAUCCUUAGGACUUUAUAGGAUUGCCCCGUCUUCCCAGAAGAGAGGCAUCCUACUAGACUGUGAUUUAUAUUUUAAGAAAGAUAUUGCUUUGCUGUUUGAUGAAUUUGACAGAUUUAAACCUACCGCUCUCUAUGGGUUGGCUCCAGAAUUAACUCCAGUUUACCGACAUAUUUUACAUAUGUACAAAUUAAAACAUAACACUACCUUCGGAGAUUAUUAUUGUGAUAACAGUAUUACUGAAGGAAUACAUCCUCAUGGCUUCCAGGGUUAUAACAGUGGAGUGGUCUUGAUUGAUUUCGAGAAACAAAGAGAAUCAAAGCAAUACUUACAAAUGAUCUCAAGAGAAAGCAUUAAAAAUAUGACAGAGAAAUACAGGUUCCGUGGACAUCUUGGAGAUCAAGAUUUCUACACGUUAUUAGGUUAUGAACAUCCGGAUCUCAUCCAGACAUUGAACUGCGGGUUUAACCGACAGCUGUGUACUUGGUGGAAGGAUCACGGAUACAGUGAUAUUUUCAAGCAUUAUUUCCAGUGCAAUCACUCCAUAGUUGUGUUACAUGGCAAUUGCAAUACUAGAAUACCUAAAAAUUAGAUUUGUUAUAUUGUUUGUUUAGAUUAUUUUGUAUUUUUUGUAAUAGUUUUUAAACUCAAAGAGUUUGUUAAUUAUUGUGCAAUUUUAAAUUUUAAUUUAGUAUCAUAUCUUGCCAUGCAUUUUUUAUGAACCAUGGAGGGUAGGGGUAAGUAGAAUUAUCUUUGUGUAUUGAAAAUUGUUUAUCAAACAGGGAACACUUAAGAUGGCGCUUCUGUAGCAAAAGUCCUACAUUAUAACAGGAAAUAAUUAAAAAGAGAUAGAUAAAUGCUAUUUUUGAAGGCGCGUGUAGCCACUCUUUUUUAUUAACUCCCUUAUUGCUUAUUAGUGCCACUCUGGCCAUUUAGUGAACCCUUAUUUUCCCCUUAAGUUCCAAGAGAUGUCUCUCCUACCAUAAUACCGUUUAUUGAAAGAAUUGGGAAGAUACCCAACCUAAUGGGCAAAUUCGUGAUAAGGCUGAUUUGAUUUCCCCUUACGUUUCAAGUGCUGUACGGUGGAGACACCAAUCGUUCUGCGGCCAACGCAUAAAAUACUUAUUUUUAUCUCUAAUUUUUUAUUAGAGAUAAAAAUUAAUUUACUCUAUUUUGGCCAGCAAAGGCAUAUUGGAGCACGGUGUGGAUCUGAAAGCGACAGUGUUGCCAUAUUAAAAGUGUAAUAUCUGUAAUAGGUUUGACGAAAAUAUCUUUGGAUGAAAAAUCCGCGUUUAUGUAUUGAAAAUUUAUUCAUAUUAAACAUAGAAUAAACAAUAAAAAUAAAAAUUCUUUUGUAGGUACUGAAUACAAAAUUACGGAAUUGUACGAUUAUUGAAUUUUGGAAAUUACGAUUAUUGACAUUUACCAUAAUAUUUUACAUUUGAAAUAACAGUGAUCUUCAUUUCCAAGCUAACUCUGACGCCGUUCUUUUUUUAAUCAUAUAUUAUUAUAUUAAAUAAUUGUUUAAUUAUAGAAAAUCCGUUUUAUUAACGUACCCAAAAUCCGUAUAUCUACGGUUUGAUCAGUAGGUCUGGCAACACUGUCUCAAGCAACUACUCACUCUGUCGACUGAAAGCAGAACUACGGUACAGUUUUUUUUAUCCGCUGCGCUGUAAACGACUAUCAACAAUCAAUCUCAGGAAACAAAUCUCGGAAUUCUCGGACAGACUGACUGUAACUCCAGCUACAUCUCGGACAGGUUUUGUAACACAAGUAUCCCAUAAGGUUGCGCAUCUUCUUAUUUUUUCAAUCAACGAUAAUAUGAACAAUAAUUAUUGUAGUUGUGUGUAUUGGUGCAAUAUUACUAGUGCCUAAGUGUGACGUCACUAUUUAGGCUGUCUUUUAAGAUAUUUUUUGUCAGUAUUUUGGUUUAAUAUUUUCAAUAAAAAGUAGUUUUUAGAG